UAAAUGUUACAUCCGUCGUAGUGUGUUAUGUUACACUCUGAAGUUCUCGGCAACAACAGCUACUUUUUCAGUUAUGGACAGUAGACCGAGUCGGGGACGCGGUGGUCAUUGGAAAAGAGGAGGUGGAACUGGCGGUGCAAGUGACACCGGCAUUUCAGGAGAGCACAGGGGUCGCGGGAGAGGUGGCCACCAUCGUGGAAGAGGCAAACGGGAUCAUCACAGAGGAAGAGGACGAUAUCAUGGCCCUCCUGCAGACUUCAGACGGAAUCAAGAUGAUCAUGACAGCAAAGAAAACUUUGAAGAGGAGGAGGAAAACAUCACAUUCUCUCGACGAAAGCUGGAGUCCAACUGGGACCGUUAUCAGGAAUCUGAGAAAGAAGAAGUAAAUGAAGAUGUUCCUACACAGCGAGGAAUGGACUAUCAUGUUCUCCUCACUUCAGCUGGGGACUCUUUCACACAGUUCAGGUUCUCUGAUGAAAAGGACUGGGAGAUGGACUCACUGGCAAAAAAUCAGAUUCCAGCUCUGUUUAUAGACCUGCCAGCUUUAGCUCAGAAUCUGCAAGAACUUCCACUACACACAAGACUAAACCUUGAGGCUGAGUUUGUUCAGGUGACGACUCCUGUUGAACUGCCAUCGGUGACAGUACGUCAUAAAACAGACGCCACUGUAAUAGGUGGAUUGGAAGCUCUUCAGGCAGGCCGCGAGUCAGGGCUGGGUGUUUCUUGUGCUGUAAAGCCUGCUGUAAAGCCUGUUCCAGUUAUCACACCAUCUCUUUCAGUCCUGACAGCAGUCCAGUCUGACUCGGAUGAUGCUGACAAGGAGCUCGACCUUCUCCUCAACUUGCACAAACCUGUAACAGAACUUUCUCCAGCUGAACCCAACAUUACAAUAGAUGAGGUGCUGAACAACCCAGUGCAAGCUUCAGUUGAGGAAGAGAGAACUGAACAAAUGGUUGACAUGAAAAAGCUGAAGCCAGAAGUGGAGAGAGAAGCUAAAGCCAUGCGGCAGGAAGUGACAGAGGAGGAUCUGGAGGACUGGUUGGACAGCAUGAUCUCCUGACCUGACAGAGACACUUUCCUCCCUGGUGACUGACACUGUCAUAGAUAAAAUAAGCACAUGUGGAUAUACUAAUGCUGACAUAGCUUUACCUCUGUGCAGACAUCAGCAUCCUACCAUGUCAUGUGUCAUUAAACGAAGAGGACUAAUUUAGUCAUCAAAUAUAAAACAUGUUUCAUGCAUGUGUUACUCCUAAAAGUGGUGAUGUGGGACAAAAAGUGGAACAGUUUUCAAACCUACUGUGAAAUGAACCUGUCAUAUACUCACUCAAUCCUUUCACUCUUUACAUUCAGAUUAAAUGCAGUUACUGACAGCU
Molecule: messenger RNA, 1373 nt
Organism: Myxocyprinus asiaticus (Chinese sucker)
Lineage: Eukaryota; Metazoa; Chordata; Actinopteri; Cypriniformes; Catostomidae
Product: cell death regulator Aven-like
Exons: 6
Coding region: 74-1060 (328 amino acids)
Biological process (GO): negative regulation of G2/M transition of mitotic cell cycle
Source: RefSeq, a predicted model, not a curated record